Molecule: messenger RNA, 187 nt
Organism: Rotaria sp. Silwood2
Lineage: Eukaryota; Metazoa; Rotifera; Eurotatoria; Philodinida; Philodinidae
Source: the annotation of a GenBank genome assembly
AUGGCGGCGUCAACAUCAACACCAUACGAUAUACUUGGAGCAGCAAAAACUGAUAAAGAUUAUGCCUUACGUGUGGCAUAUCGUGCACGAAUUCAUGAAUACAAGAAUGAUCGACUUAAAACCCCUGAAAAUCGUAAAAUUAAACCGGAAAACUUUCGACUUAUUUGUCGAGCUUAUGAAACCUUAU